Euleptes europaea (tarantolino) is the source of this 3334-nucleotide messenger RNA. RefSeq names its product nuclear transcription factor, X-box binding 1 (gene NFX1). The transcript is spliced from 23 exons. The annotation marks the transcript as partial. Gene Ontology annotation, biological process: negative regulation of transcription by RNA polymerase II. Gene Ontology annotation, molecular function: RNA polymerase II transcription regulatory region sequence-specific DNA binding; DNA-binding transcription factor activity, RNA polymerase II-specific; zinc ion binding. The record is from RefSeq and is a predicted model, not a curated record. Gene Ontology annotation, cellular component: nucleus. NCBI's taxonomy places the organism in Eukaryota, Metazoa, Chordata, Lepidosauria, Squamata, Sphaerodactylidae.
UUAGGUGCCUUAAAUCCUGAUGCAACCAAUUUCAUUCCAAAGGAAAUGCAGACCUGCAGUCUACAUUGGAACAGUCAGUCCAGGUGGGAAUUGGAUCGGGAUUCAAGCAGCAGCAGCUUACCACCUCCUAUUCAUCCUAGGCACAGUAAACAUGAUGGCUCUUCAGCAGACCAGAGUAACUUUUGCAGUGUAGAGAGCCAGCACAGACGGCAGCCAGAUUCUUUGCUUUCUGGCAGUAUGGGUAAAACAAAAAGCCGUAAUUUUCAGAGUCAUCGGUGGCAGAGGUCAAGGAAUGAUAGAGCGCAUGGCAAAAACCAGGUAAAACAAGCAACUGCCAGCGGCUUAGAAGACCCUGCAUGUUUAGAUACCAAGCUGAUUUCAGGACAAAGACUGAAUCCUAGAGAAUACAGUGACUUCUCCUCAGAUAGUGAAAAGGAAGCUGCAGAUAACAGAGGAGCAAAGCCAAAGAAGACAUACACGAUGCAUUCACGUGGAAGAGGGUUGAAAGAAAAGGAGAAGCAUCCACCCAAACGGGAUAAAAAAAUACCUUCCAAGUGGAAGGAUGAAGUCUAUGAAAACAUACCAGUGGUCGAUCUGACUCAGUCAGACUCUUCUGAAGCAUCCUUUGGGGGGAAAGUUGUGUCAGAUGGCUUUUCUGACAACAGCAUUGUGCGGAGAAGAUAUCCUUUUGCAAACAAAUGUUUUAGGGAGCCUGUGCGGAAUAAAGAGACCAGCAAAAAGCAAGAUAUGCCUAGGAGCAAAAAUGCCAGACACAGUAAGAAUGCAUCCCUUCCACAUCCUCCUAAAGAGCGCGUCAGCGAGAAGAGGAAAGAAUCUGUGCUGCACGUAAGAGGAGCAAACUUUGUGAGUGUGCCGCAGACUCAGCCUGUGUAUGAAACAGCCGCACAUGGUGGCAGGAAACCCCCCAUCCUUCAAGAGGGACAUAAAAGCAGGCACUGGAAGAAGCAAAAUGAUGCACCGAGGAGUAAGGAAACACACACAGGGUCUCUAAUAGAGCAGCUUACCUCAGAGAAAUACGAGUGCAUGGUGUGUUGCGAGGUGGUCCGCGUGGUGGCCCCAGUGUGGAGCUGUCAGAAUUGCUAUCAUGUAUUCCACUUGAACUGCAUUAAGAAAUGGGCACGUUCACCAGCAGCACAGGCCGAAGAUGGCAAUAGUGGUUGGCGCUGCCCAGCUUGUCAAAAUGUUUCAUCGCACAUUCCUAGUGCUUACACCUGUUUCUGUGGUCGGGUUAAAAACCCUGAGUGGAACAGAAAUGAAAUUCCACACAGUUGUGGGGAACUCUGUAGAAAAAGAAGAUCUGUUCAGGAUUGCCCUCAUUUAUGUAAUAUUCUCUGUCAUCCAGGACCUUGCCCAUCAUGCCCUGCUUUUAUGACCAAAAAAUGUGAAUGUGAACGCACAAGCCAUUCAGUUCGAUGUGGGCAUUCUACUGCAAUUCAGUGUACCAAUAUAUGUGGGAAUAUUUUGAAUUGUGGUAAACAUAACUGUACCCAGAUAUGCCAUUCAGGAAAAUGCCAACCAUGUAAAUUGACUGUAAAGCAAGAGUGCUACUGUCAGAGUACCUUUCGAGAAGUCUUAUGUGGAACAAGUGAAGAACAAUUCUCCUGUCUCAGAACUUGCGGCAAAAAACUGUCUUGUGGGAGGCACGACUGUGCCCAGGUUUGCCACCCCCAGUCUUGUCAGCUUUGCCCACGGCUUCCGGAAGUUGUGCACAGCUGCCCCUGUGGUCAAACUCCUCUUAGCAAAUUAUUAGAGCUGGGGUGUACGGAACGUAAACUCUGCACGGAUCCCAUCCCAUCAUGUGGAGGAACAUGUGGCAAACCUCUUCCUUGCAGUAGCUAUGAUGCUGUUCAUACGUGUGAAAACCUCUGCCAUGAAGGAGAAUGUGGAAUAUGUUCUCGCACAUCAAAGGUUUACUGCAGAUGUGCCUCAAAAACAAAGGAAGUUCCCUGUGCCAGUCUCAAAAACCAAGUUGAAGUUACAUUUUUGUGUGACAAGCGGUGCAACAAGAAACUGCCGUGUGGGCGACACAAGUGUGGUGGGGUGUGCUGUGUGGAUAAGGAGCACAAAUGUUCUUUAAUAUGUGGACGUAAGCUCAGUUGUGGUAUUCAUAGAUGUGAAGAACCUUGCCACCGCGGGAACUGUCAGAAAUGCUGGCAGACAAGUUUUGAGGAAUUAACUUGUUAUUGUGGUGAAUCAGUGAUUUAUCCCCCAAUACCUUGUGGUACUCGAACACCUGAGUGUAAAAAUUCAUGUACCAGACCCCAUGAAUGUGAUCAUCCAGUAUAUCAUUCCUGUCACAGUGAAGAGAAGUGUCCACCAUGUACAUACCUUGUCCAGAAAUGGUGUAUGGGAAGGCAUGAAUUGCGCAACAAUAUUCCUUGUUACCUCACUGACAUCUCCUGCGGCCUUCCUUGUGAUCGAAUGUUAAAAUGUGGCAUGCACAAAUGUAAAAGGAUCUGCCACAAAGGGGAAUGCCUCAUAGACGAAGAGUGCAGGCAACCAUGUACUAUUCUGAGGCUUCACUGCAACCACCCAUGCAUGUCUCCGUGCCAUCCAUCUUUACCUUGUCCGACAACAUCUUGCAGUGCAAAGGUUGAACUUCAGUGUGAAUGUGGAAGAAGAAAGGAGGCGAUGGUUUGUUGGGAAGCAUCUAGUAUGUAUCAAAGAAUAGCUGCAAUUUCCAUAGCUUCUAAGUUGACAGAUCCACAACUGGGAGAUUCAGUGGAGAUUAGCAGAUUGAUUACCAAAAAAGAAAUGAAACAAGCCAGGCUGCAGUGUGAUGAAGAAUGUUUGGCGCUUGAAAGGAACCGGCGGUUUGCUGAGGCUCUCCAUAUCGAUGACAAUUCUGAUCCUUUUAAUGUUCGUUCCUCUGCACCCAAAUACAGUGACAUCUUGAAAGAGGAUGGGAGAAAGGAUUUCAAGUUUGUCAGUGAAACUGAGAAAGAAAUGAAAGCCCUUGUAGAAGCUGUCAAUAAGAGUAAACAUACAAAGAAGAGUCAUUGCUUCCCACCCAUGAAUAGAGAACACCGCAGAAUCAUCCAUGAGCUUGCUCAGGCUUACGGCAUUGAGAGUGUGAGCUAUGAUAACGAACCAAAGCGCAAUGUUGUUAUCAGUGCGGUGAAAGGGAAAUCAGUUUGUCCGACAAUUGCUCUGACAUCUCUGCUUACCAAGGAGAGGCAGAGCAGACCUCCACCCCCUAUUCCUCAUCACAAGCAGUCAGAGAAGCAUGGGAAUAACAACCCAGGACAAGGCUUCAAAGAAGAGCCUGUGAUCGACUACUUUGAUGUACAAGACUGAAGUAAUGAAUUGUGUU